Messenger RNA from Trichoderma virens Gv29-8, 927 nucleotides. RefSeq lists its product as uncharacterized. Gene Ontology annotation, molecular function: mRNA 3'-UTR binding. NCBI's taxonomy places the organism in Eukaryota, Fungi, Ascomycota, Sordariomycetes, Hypocreales, Hypocreaceae. Gene Ontology annotation, biological process: nuclear-transcribed mRNA catabolic process, deadenylation-dependent decay. The record is from RefSeq and is a predicted model, not a curated record. Bases 1 to 927 code for a protein of 308 amino acids. Gene Ontology annotation, cellular component: cytoplasm. The transcript has 2 exons.
AUGCGCAGCGCUCUGCUGGAUGAGUUCCGUGUCAACGGCAACAAGUCCAACAAGCGCUACGAGCUCAGGGACAUCUACAAUCACGCCGUGGAGUUCAGUGGAGAUCAGCAUGGUUCCAGGUUUAUCCAGCAGAAGCUGGAGUCUGCCAACAGCGACGAAAAGGAGCAGGUCUUCCGUGAGAUUGAGCCCAAUGCCCUCCAACUCAUGAAAGACGUCUUUGGAAACUACGUGGUGCAGAAGUUUUUCGAGUACGGAAGCCAGCUUCAGAAAAAGAUCUUGGCGGAAAAGAUGAAGGGCAAAGUAGUUGAUCUUUCCGUCCAAGUUUACGCCUGCCGUGUCGUCCAGAAGGCCCUUGAGCACAUCUUGGUCGAACAGCAAGCCGAGCUGACCCGGGAACUGGAACCUGAGAUCUUGCGAGUAAUCAAGGAUCAGAACGGCAACCAUGUUGUCCAGAAGAUUAUUGAGCUCGUCCCGAGACAGUACAUUGACUUUAUCAUGAACGCUGUGCGUGGCCAAGUGACACCCCUGGCCUCCCAUGCAUACGGCUGCCGAGUCAUCCAACGACUACUGGAGCAUGGAACCGAAGCCGACAAAGCAGAGAUCAUGGGUGAGCUACACGCUUCUGCUCAGAUCCUGAUUACCGACCAAUACGGUAACUAUGUCGCUCAGCACGUCAUCCAGAACGGCGAGCCGGAGGAUCGCGAGAGAAUCAUUCAGCUAGUCAUGGGCCAGCUCCUCACCCUUUCUAAGCAUAAAUUCGCAUCCAAUGUUGUAGAGAAAUGCAUCGAGUACGGCACACCAGCGCAACGCACAACCAUUCGAGAGCAGCUCACGACUACUGGGGCCGAUGGAAACAACCCGCUGCAGCAGAUGAUGAGAGACCAGUUUGGAAAUUAUGUCAUCCGUAAGUCUUUGGUCCGCAACUGA